Messenger RNA from Pseudomassariella vexata, 2205 nucleotides. Its product is annotated as glutamyl-tRNA amidotransferase. Bases 1 to 2205 code for a protein of 734 amino acids. The transcript is spliced from 4 exons. NCBI's taxonomy places the organism in Eukaryota, Fungi, Ascomycota, Sordariomycetes, Amphisphaeriales, Pseudomassariaceae. The record is from RefSeq and is a predicted model, not a curated record.
AUGGUCCGCUUUCGUUCUGUUAUUUCGCUCCUCGCAUCAGUGUCUUGGGGCACGGCGCAGCUGGUAUCGACUGGGUUUUCGGUGUCUUACAACGACGUCGAUUAUUACGUCUCACCCUACGCCUCGGGAACUAUCCCAGUCAGCGCAUCUCGCCUCAAGUCACUGAGCAGUGUCCAUGGCUUCCUCCCCGUGGCGAUCGUCUCCGAAUCGGUUGCCGAGUCCGACCUCACGGCACUCGUUUCCAACUGGACGGCGACGGACGAUGUCUUCCAGCCCGCUUUCCUGCAAGCAGUGUUUCUCGCCGGUGCAGGGGCUUCGUAUAGCCAACGAACCACUAUUGCGGGCAACGUGACUUCACAAGUCAUGGGCCUGAAUGCCACGUCCACCAUUCCGUCAGGUCCGUACUUCAUGGAGAAGUCCACCGGUGACCUAUACCCCGUCUACCGGUUGUACAAUGACUUCGCCGGCGCAUUCACCGAAUCCUUGCUGGCAAAGCCCGACGGAGCGUUCCAGUCUCUGUCGGCGCAAAUUUCGACCUCGGCAACCCUGACGAUCGGCGUGCCGUCCCGACUGUACUACACGCCGACGGCAGAGAAACCGCUCGCGGGUGUGCGCAUCGCUGUCAAGGACAUUUUCUCCCUAGCGGGUGUCAAGAAGUCCAACGGGAAUAGGGCGUGGUUCAACCUGUACCCGGCUAGCAACGUGACAGGACCGGCCAUCUCGCGACUGAUCAAGGCUGGUGCCGUUAUUGUCGGCACGCAGAAGCUGUCCCAGUUUGCAAACGGUGAGGAGGCUACUGCGGACUGGGUAGAUUACCAUUCGCCAUUCAACCCGCGUGGGGACGGCUACCAAGAUCCUUCAUCGUCCAGCUCCGGUGCGGGUGCUUCCAUUGCGUCUUAUGAAUGGCUGGACGUGGCGGUGGGGAGUGACACUGGUGGCAGUAUCCGAUCACCGUCGCAAGCUCAAGGAAUAUUCGGCAACCGGCCCUCGCACGGCUUGGUCAGUCUGGACGAUGUCAUGCCGCUGUGCACACAUUUGGACACAGCUGGGUUUCUGCUCCGGGACCCGACACUGUGGGACAAGCUGGAGGCAGUCAUGUACGCAGGGAACUAUACCUCUCUUGCCGACAAGUCACCGAAGUAUCCCACCAAAAUCUUGACCGUCUCCUUCCCUAACUCGAGCACCGAAGCCGGCGCAAUCCUAAACAGCUUCGCCGCCUCCCUCGCAUCCUUCGUGGGGGGUUCCGUCGAACCCCUCGACCUGAUCUCCAAGUGGUCCUCGACCCUCCCCUCGGGAGUGCCACCCAACACUGGCCUCCUUGACCUCCUCGCUUACACCUACCCCACCCUCAUCGGCCUGGAGCAAGUCAAACUAGUCAAAACCCCCUUUUUCGCCGACUACGCCGCCGCCCACGACGGCCGAACCCCCUUUGUCGAUCCCGCGCCCUUAACCCGCUGGGCCUGGGCAUCCAGUUUUCCCUCCUCAGCCCUCGACGACGCCAUCGCCAACAAAACCUUCUUCAUGGACUGGUUCAACACCGCCAUCUUGAGCCCCGUUCCGGACCAGUGCUCCUCAGCCCUGCUCCUCUACUCGGGCAGCAUGGGGGACCAAAAUCCGCGGAACCAGUACUUUGACCCGCCGAGCGUCCCGCUGGGGUUUAGUGAAGGGAGAUUGAGUGUCUUCUCCGAGUGUCCGGACUCGGUGUUCCCGCUGGGUCAGGUGGCGGCGUUUAGUGAGGUGACGAACCAUGAGGAAUUUUUCCCGGUUUCGGUGGAUAUCAUGGCAGCGAAGGGUUGUGACGGAUUGCUAGCAAGGUUAGCUGUAGAUUUGGUUGAGAGGGGAUUGCUGAAGGUUCCGAAGGUAGGGAGCACGAUGUUGGGAGGGGAUAUUUUGAUGAGGAGUUGUUCCGUUAACCACUCGUAUAGUGUUGACCAUGACAAAAAUACACUCAUCCCUUUGAAUCCCAAUCAUCUCACUGAGGGUAUCCUGGUGGGACCCCCUGAUGCUGCUGCUGCCCAGGCACCACAUUACCCGCAACCGGAGCCGGCGACUGCACCCCGCCGCCAUAUUGCUGCGGCUGCCCCAUGGCAUACUGCGGCGAAGGGACAGUCGAUCUGGGCAGUUAAAGCCCCGAGUGCAUUCAGUGGUGUGGGUGCGAACAUGACUUGUCCGCCGACCCCCGUCAUGCCGUUGGGUACACCGUAG